AACACACACCAAAUUGUCUUUGGCAGCAAAUCAUGAAGUGGGGUAGGAAAAAAACUUCUUUUCCUUCUUCUUAUUCACCUUCACCACCUUGUUCUACGCCUUCUUCUUUGAUCUCUCAUGUGUUUCCCGUUUCAUGGCUUUCCAAGUUCAAGCACAAGAGUGGCAAUUCAGAACCAAAACCCAGAAAGGGAAAUCCCAAAGGCAAGUGGAAUUCUCCACCAUUGAUCAGCUCACCAAGGUACUGUGCUAGUAGUAAUGGUAAUGGCCAAUUCUAUGGUUUGGAAGCUGACGACGAUGCGUUUUGGAGGCUGUCAUUUGGACAAGAUGGUGCUGAGGAGAAGAAGAAAAUUCUCGGUAUGAAAUCAGUUUGGCAUGAUCCUAAUGAUGAGCUUCGAACUCCGGUUCCAAGUUGUCCAAACUGCAGAAGGAAAGAGGCUCAGAAGUCGAACAAGGAGAGAGAAUUGAGGUCACCAACAAGUAAUAGAACUGCAAAAGAGAGGAAAUCACGAGGAGAAUCGGGAGCUUUCGAGACGAGAAGGAAAUGCAGGUAUGUUUCUCCGGUUGGUGCGAGAAAUCCCGGCCUGAAAACGAUUGAGGAAGAAGGACUCAACUUGGAAAACAGUGAAGAACACUCCGAAGAAAACACGGGUUUUCAUUGUAAAGUUAUGAAAGAGCUGAAGAUGAAAGAGGUGAAGUCAAGGAAUGAGAAACAAAGGAAGUCUGUGUAUUUAAGCAGAGAAGAGCAGCAGAGGAAGAGAACAAAGCAGAUUAACAAAGCAAGAGCUUAUUCUCCGAGAACCGCCUCGAGGCUUGAAGUAUGCAAGGUUAAGGCUCUUGAGGACAUGAAGAAAGCCAAGUUGAAGAUGAAGAGGAAGAAGAAGAAGAAGGAGGUCAAGGAGAGAGGAACAGUUGAGCAGUCAAAGACAGGGUUGGACAGCUUUGCAGUGGUGAAGAGUUCAUUUGACCCUCAAAAAGACUUCAAAGAUUCAAUGGUUGAAAUGAUUGUGGAGAAGAAGAUGAGCAAGCCGGAGGAGCUCGAAGAACUCUUGGCUUGUUAUCUGACAUUGAAUUCUGAUGAAUACCAUGAUAUGAUCAUCAAGGUGUUCAGACAGGUAUGGUUUGAGUUGGGUCAGUCUUGUUUUAGUUCUGAAUUACAGAACGAACAAAUUUCUAGCGACUAAUUAAUUUAUGUUUUAGUUGAUUAUAUAAGCAACAUGAAAUCAACAUUGUAUAUAGGUACU
Molecule: messenger RNA, 1241 nt
Organism: Morus notabilis
Lineage: Eukaryota; Viridiplantae; Streptophyta; Magnoliopsida; Rosales; Moraceae
Product: transcription repressor OFP5
Exons: 1
Coding region: 33-1181 (382 amino acids)
Biological process (GO): negative regulation of DNA-templated transcription
Source: RefSeq, a predicted model, not a curated record